Bacidia gigantensis is the source of this 1656-nucleotide messenger RNA. It is a transcript of the gene SSH4, whose product is annotated as Rsp5p-dependent ubiquitination, sorting of cargo proteins at the multivesicular body. The transcript is spliced from 3 exons. Bases 1 to 1656 code for a protein of 551 amino acids. NCBI's taxonomy places the organism in Eukaryota, Fungi, Ascomycota, Lecanoromycetes, Lecanorales, Ramalinaceae. The record is from RefSeq and is a predicted model, not a curated record. Gene Ontology annotation, molecular function: protein binding.
AUGGCCCAAGCAGCCUUGGAACCCUCUCCAACCUUCACCACAUCAUACCUCCAGAUCGACCCUUCCCCAACAGACCACCACUCUUCCUGGUUAGAACAUCCUCCAGACGGUACUAAUAUUGUCAUCAAUAUCAGUAGCAAUGGGGGCUCGACCGGAAAGGGAAUCCUCAUUGGAAUGCUCUCAGCUUUUGGCUCGGCCGCCUUCGUCGUCCUUAUCUUUGCUAUAUUCUACUUCUUCAGGUAUACCAGUCGGGGAAGGAUCUUCUUAGAUCGAAUAGGGAGGCCGGGUGAAUAUGAUGAUGAACAAAUGUUUGCAAAAGAAGAGGCGGACGCUUUGGACGAGAUGGAUGACAUACAACGAGCGGAAUAUUUAAGAGCUAAAGCAUUUGUCCAAGCGAAUCCACCCGAGACUCUCCCAACAGACAUCUCACUUUCUCAAUUCCUUGCCAUUCAAGAGAAGGGCGUUUCGGCCUGGGAAUUCGAGCCCGAACUAGAGAUCGCCAAUUGCUUUGUUGAAGCGAGGACCGAAAUCGAAUUCUUCGACUCAGAAUGCAGUGUACAGAGCAACCUGCCAAUACCAAAGCAAAAUGAAGUAUAUUACUGGGAGGCAAAAAUGUACGAUAAGCCUGAGUCUUCAACCGUGAACGUUGGAGUAUCUACGAAGCCAUACCCUCUCUUCAGACUACCAGGCUACCACAAAUCUUCCAUAGCCUAUACUUCCCCUGGCGCCCGCCGCUACAAUCAGCCCUUCAGACCUACCCCCUUCGGUCCCUCAUACGUCCAAGGUGACGUGGUCGGCGUGGGCUACCGGCCUCGCACAGGGAGUAUUUUUUUCACACGCAACGGCAAAAAACUCGACGACGUUGCGCACGGGCUCAAAUCUCAAAAUUUCUUUCCAACCGUUGGUGCUAAUGGCCCAUGCACCGUCCACGUCAAUUUUGGCCAAAGCGGCUUUGUUUUCAUUGAGGCGAAUGUGAAAAAAUGGGGCCUGGCUCCGAUGACUGGUAGUUUAGCGCCUCCGCCGCCGUAUGGGAGCGAGCAAGGCAGUAUUUUGCUGGAGGCGGGUAGGGAAGCGAAUGCGCAAUGGGGCCAGAGCCAUUACGAGCAGCCGGCUCCUCACAACCUCUAUGGAAAUAUUGGACAAGGUCACGGCCGCUCGAGGAGUGGGCAGAUCAGGAUCGCGCCCCCUGUGAGCCCAGGACCCGAACGAUCCCCAACUGAGAUCUCGCUUGCGCAAUUAGCACAUAUACCGUCAAUUGAAGAUGUAGGCGAGGGAACCAGUAGGAGCGCUGAACACUAUUUCCAUUCCUCGGAGGAAGGUGGUGCUGGCGGGCCUGGACUCGUGGAACGCUAUUCCACUGAAGAGUUUGAGCAGCCGCCACCAGAGUACACGAGUCCAGCAGGGAGUUUGAGGGGUACGAGGAGAUGGGACGGGAAUAGAAGGGAUGGGAAUGAGUAUGAGGGGGAGGAUGAUGAGUUCGAUGAAGAUAGAGAAGAAGAAGAAGAAGACGCGGAAGAAGAUAGGGAGCAUGCAAACGAUGCAGAUGAUGAGGACGGAUCAGGCGAGGACAGUGAAUUGCUGAGGAGAAGAAGAACCAGGGAUAGGGAUAGCACGCCCAUCCCAAGUUAUGAUGCUGCUGUCAGGAAUGGGAGGUGA